AUGUCUUACGUUUUGCCUCCUAAAGGAAUCCUCCAAACCGAGGCUCUGAAAAAGUAUAUAUAUGAAACUAGUGCAUUUCCUGGAGAACAUGAACAACUCAAGGAGUUACGAGAGGCAACAAAAAAGAAAUAUGGCAACUUAAGUGAAAUGUCUGUACCAGUUGAUGAAGGGCGUUUUCUGUCGAUGCUUUUGAAAGUCAUGAAUCCCAAGAGGACACUGGAGGUUGGUGUUUUUACAGGCUAUUCUCUCCUUUCCACUGCACUGGCCUUGGCCCAGGAUGGUCAGAUAACAGCAAUAGACAAAGAUGGAGAAGGUUAUGAAAUUGGAUUACCAUUCAUUCAAAAGGCUGGCGUGGAGGGAAAAAUCAAUUUUAUUCAAUCAGAAGCCAGCUCAGUUUUAAGCGAAAUGCUCAGCAAUGACAAGCAGCCAGAAUUCGACUUUGCAUUCGUGGAUGCUGACAAGUCUAACUACAAGCAUUAUCAUGAGCAAUUAUUGAAACUGGUUAAAACUGGAGGGAUUAUUGCUUAUGAUAACACAUUGUGGUAUGGCUUGGUAGCAAAAGAAGAAGAUGAGGUGCCAGAGCAUUUGAGGAUUGUCAGGACAGUCAUAAUGGAAUUCAAUAAACUACUAAGUUCCGAUCCCCGCGUGGAGAUUUCACAAGUUUCCAUUGGUGAUGGCGUUACAUUAUGCAGGCGCCUUUACUGA
This is a messenger RNA of Dovyalis caffra, 705 nucleotides long. NCBI's taxonomy places the organism in Eukaryota, Viridiplantae, Streptophyta, Magnoliopsida, Malpighiales, Salicaceae. The record is from the annotation of a GenBank genome assembly.